GUCGGUCUAGGUCAUGCGAUUUUUCAAAAGCGUCUGAGUAAUGUCUCCAUCACAAGUAUCACAUUCGGUAGGUACCCGGGAGGAACUCAUACGGAAGUAUCAAAAUAUAGUCGAAGAUGUUUCUGAAUCAGAUGAAGCGUCCAUUAAAGCCAAGGAACAGGCGAUUCUGAUCUCGGAAAUCUACUCGCUGAGAAUAAAGAUGCUAAAGCAUUAGCAGAUCUUAUUAUAAUAACGCGUCCGUUUCUCAAACUUAUUAGUAAAGCCAAAGCAGGUCGACUUGUUAGAACUUUAGUGGACUUAUUUUUGGAUCUUGAAGGAGGCACUGGUCGUGAAGUGGAUCUGUGUCGUGAUUGCAUUGAGUGGGCAAAUCAGGAACGACGUGUUUUUCUUCGCCAAGCACUGGAAACCCGACUCAUGGGCCUGUAUUAUGAUAAUGGAAGCUAUGAAGAAGCAUUAAAACUGGGUUCCAGCCUUUUACGUGAGCUGAAGAAACUGGAUGAUAAAGCCCUCUUGGUUGAAGUUCAGCUAAUGGAGAGUCGAGUGUACUAUAGGUUAGGCAAUCUGCAAAGAGCCCGUGCAGCUCUGACAUCAGCACGAACUACAGCUAAUGGCAUAUAUUGUCCACCAAGGUUACAGGCCAAUCUUGAUCUUCUUUCGGGAAUUUUACAUGCUGCUGAUGAACGUGAUUUCAAAACUGCAUUUUCUUACUUCUAUGAAGCAUUCGAGGGCUUUGAUUCGAUCGGUUCAAAACGUGCUGUCGACGCCCUGAAAUAUAUGUUACUGUCCAAAAUAAUGCUGAAUAGCGCUGAUGAAAUCCCAGGUAUUCUAACAAGUAAACUGGCCUUGAAAUAUACAAGCCGGGAUAUUGAUGCUAUGCGAGAAGUCGGGGUGGCUGCCAAAGAACGGUCGUUAGGCGAUUUUUUAUUGCUUCAGGAGAAGUAUAAAGCUGAAUUAUCUGGAGAUCCAGUGAUAAGCCGACAUUUAAAUUCAUUUUAUGAUACUUUAUUUGGACAGAAUCUUCUUAAACUUAUUGAACCGUAUUCCCGUGUUCAGAUUGGUCAUAUUGCUAAGCUUAUCAACAUUCCUUUGGAAACUGUGGAAAAGAAGCUUUCACAGAUGAUCUUGGAUAACGAACACAAUGCGAUUUAGAUACAUAUUCUCCCAACGUGAACCGUAUGGCUCGAUUUCUCCUACCUAUGCAUUUGUGACCACACACACAGUAAACUGGUAAACACAAUGGGGUGGAUGUACUCACUUAUACAGUGUUUUGUUUCUCCACAAUGAUAAUAAGCUUAGCUGCAUAAUAACGUUCCAGACUGUUCAAUAUGUAUUGCGCAGCUACACAUCACAUUGUUCAGAUAAACUUCAUUUUUUCUAACUACACUAUCUGAAUCUUAUUAUUACUUGUCCUUAGUGCGUUUGGUAACUUUUUUCACUUAUUAGAAUUACUCCCAAGUUCAUUCUCAAAAACUGUUAAGUUAUUAACAACUAUUCAUGAUUAUGGUUUGACGAGCAGGUUUAUGUUUUGCUUGACAGUAACUUCUUGUAUUGUUUAUUCAGAUUGGUUUUCACCAUGAGGUAUGUACAGUCUCUUUAGUACACACCGUAUGCUUUGUGAGACCUAUCAGUUUAAUGAAAAUUUGGAGAUGAACUAGAAACGUAGUAUAUUCAAAACAAGUUGCACGAAAUGUAGUUGUAUUUUUUCUUCGAAAUGCUCAGUUCUUUAUUACUUUUGCAAUCCCACUUUUGUUCUCUUCAAUAGUGCGUGUCUGUUAUUGUUGUUAUUAUGAAAACUGUUAUUUUUAUCAUCCUGUCUAGUGUAAAAUUUGCCAUGUGAAACUUAUUCUCCUCCCACCUCUUACGUGUAUUGGGUCAGUAAACACUCCUUAACUUGAUUAAGCGGCACUACUAUGAACAGUAAAGACUGUCUUUUAUGGAAAUUUAUUUCCUGUUUGAUAGACUUGGCAUUUUGAUCUUAUUAUACGUUUUUUCUUAUACUUUUCACGAUUUUUCAUCUAUUGAUCUGUUGAUGGUGUACAUUCUCUAGUUUUCACCUCCCAGAUGUCGCGUUCUUAUUCCUGGUUACAGGAUCACUCGCUGAUUACGCCUAUCAUUGGUACGAUCCAGUCAUUGAGGCUUAGUUUUCAGUAUCUAACUACGGACCUUGUUUUUUUGUUUAUCUAACAGUAUAUCAUCAUUGUUCAGAAUGUGUUUGCCAAUUAUUUAACUCCAUUGUUUUGUUUUCCUAAAGGGAUUCUGGAUCAAGGUUCUGGUGUUUUGGUCCUAAGAGAACCGGAAUGUGAGGGUAAAGAUUACCCACUGGCAUUAUCUGCAGUACAAUCUCUUGGAGGUAUUGUGGACAUGCUUUUUCAGAAGUCCACAAAGUUAAAAUGAUUUGAAUAUUGGGAAUUUAUGACUGUUUCUUAAUAAAACCUACUUACUUGA
Heterobilharzia americana is the source of this 2445-nucleotide messenger RNA. Lineage: Eukaryota; Metazoa; Platyhelminthes; Trematoda; Strigeidida; Schistosomatidae. The record is from the annotation of a GenBank genome assembly.